Molecule: messenger RNA, 4131 nt
Organism: Saccostrea cuccullata (small rock oyster)
Lineage: Eukaryota; Metazoa; Mollusca; Bivalvia; Ostreida; Ostreidae
Product: exportin-T-like
Exons: 28
Coding region: 193-3159 (988 amino acids)
Biological process (GO): tRNA re-export from nucleus
Cellular component (GO): nuclear matrix; nuclear pore; cytoplasm
Molecular function (GO): tRNA binding; small GTPase binding
Source: RefSeq, a predicted model, not a curated record
UAGAUGAAGAUAUUCAGUGUUAAUGCAAAUUUAGGACCAUGCUGCACACAGAUUUGAGGCGUAUUUUUAUUUUUGUGAAAACGUGAAUUUCUAUGAAACUAUUUGAAAAAGGACAUUUAUAUAGUAAAUUUGUACCAUUAUAACAUAGCCACUUUCAGCAGUUGAAGUUAAUUUCAGUAAAUUGCCACUGUAAUGCUUCAUUCAGGCUUUAGACAUGGUAUAGAAACGUCAGAUUUUUUUCUCUAUCGAGAACCUGUUGUAUAUUUUGUGAUGGAUGAGGGUGCUUUACGUGGGUUGGACCCUCGUGCCAACCCACAGCUCCAGACAAGGGCUCUCCAGUACUUUGAACAACUGAAAACAUCAGGAGAUGGAUGGAAGCUAUGUGCCGCAGCAUUUACAAAUGGAAGUUACUUUGGGAACGAUCAUGUGAGAUUUUUCUGCCUUCAAGUGAUUGAACAUUAUCUAAAAGUAGGGUACAGGGAGGCAGGCAUUGAGGAACAACAAAAUGUAAGGAACCUUAUAUGUACCUGUCUGCAGCUAUUGGGAAAUGAGUCAAACCAAGACCGGAGUUUUCUUCGCAACAAAGUAGCCCAGAUUGCCUCCCUUGCCUUUGUGACGGACUACCCCCACCGCUGGCCCUCAUUCUUCACCGACCUGAUUGGUAUCCUGUCCCCCAGCGCCAAAGCCGUGGACAUCUACCUGCGAGUGUUACUAAGUAUAGACAGCGAGGUGGUAGACAGGGAAAUCGUUCAUACUUACGAGGAGAUCCAGAGAAACACUGUCAUUAAGGAUGCGAUGAGAGAACAAAGUGUUGUACAACUAACAGAGACUUGGUACACUAUACUGACCCAGUUUCAAUCCAGUAACCCUGAGGUUACCUGUAUGUGUCUGGACGUCAUCGGGAAGUUUGUCACCUGGAUAGACAUCAAUCUCAUCGCCAACGAUAAAUUUGUACAGGUGCUGUUAGAGUUUAUGUCCAUGCCACUACUGAGGGAGAGUGCGUGUGAUUGUAUCCAUGACAUCAUAAACAAAGGCAUGGAACCGGUGGCCAAGACAAAGCUGAUCGAGUCCUUCACCUCAAUCUUACAAGUCAGGGGAAUCUUCAACCCUCAAGAGGAGGAGGAGGGGGACUAUUUGUCCAAGCUGUCUAAACUGAUCAAUGGAAUCGGGGUCAAUCUUAUCAUCAGCUGGCAAAAGUUACAGAAGUCAGACGACCAGGCAAAUAGCCAGGUUACCAUGGCAGCUCUGGAGGAGAAGGUACCGUUGAUGUUCCGUUUCCUUGGUGAUGAGGAUGAUGACGUAUCGGGGGCCGUGAUCGCGUUUGUACAGGAAUACAUCGGAGUUCUGAAACAACUGAAGCAGCUGUCUCCAAAGCACAGAGAACACAUCGAGGGUCUGUUGUAUAUUGUGAUAAAAAAGAUGAAGUAUGAUGAUUCCUACAAUUUCGACCAUGAGGGAGAGGAAGAGGCCAUGUUUCAGGAGUACAAGAAACAACUGAAAACCAUCUUCACAAACCUGGCAGCUCUGGAUACAGAGUUGAUGGUAGUGACUAUACAUAACUUGGUCAGUCAGACCCUGCCCCGGUGGGAGGCUAUGAAGGUGUGUGACAUUGAGGUAGCCAUCACAAUGCUGUACAUGCUGGGGGAGGCACUGCCAGGUUCCCAAAGUCAGCAGUUUAAUCCUGAUAUUUCCAAGGCCAGUCCCCUACAAAACAUGAUGAGGAUGCUCAUCACUAGUCGAGUCAGCUGUCAAGGUCAUAUGAUCGUGGAGCUGCAGUUUUUCGAGACCGUCACACGAUAUGAAAAGUUCUUCCUUGCUGAGCCUCAGCACAUUCCUGACGUACUGAUGGCUUUCACUGAUGAACGAGGAUUUCGUCAUGAAUCGGCUCAAGUCAGAAGUCGGACUUCUUAUCUGUUUUCAAGGUUCAUCAAAGGACUGAAGGGACAGUUGAACCCCUAUGUUGAGGAAGUGCUGAGUCGCGUUCAAGAUUUACUGGUUCUCAACACACCAGACAAUGGGUACCAGCAUCUCCUGUCCAAUGAGGACCAGUUAUUUAUCUACGAGACCGUCAGCAGUCUUAUCGUCUCCAGUAGUCUUUCUCCAGAGAGAAAACACCAUCUAAUGAAAGAGUUACUAUCCCCUAUUGCCAGUAAGUUUGAGAGUUUGUUGAACAAGCUUCAGGUGGAGACAGAUGAAAAGCGUCAGUUCGCCUACGCUCAGAGUAUCAACAUGGCUACCUCAUUAGCCAGCCGAGUGAGUAAGGGCUUCUCUAGUCAGCAGACCAUGCAGGCCUGUGGUUGUGUGGAGACAUUUACGGACCUGCUGAAGAUCUUCCUCCAGGCGGUGAACGUCCCCACCCACCGUCAGCUGAUACAGAUGGGGGUCAGGCAGUACCUCCACCGGAUGGUGGUCUGUCUGGAGAAGGAGAUCCUCCCGUUUGUCCCCGUCGUCCUGGAGAACCUACUGAAACAGCCCGAGGCCAAGGAACUCCACGACUUCUUACCUCUGAUGAACCAGUUAAUCAUGAAAUUCAAAUCUGCCAUAGUUCCCUUUCUACAACAAGUGUUCAUGCCUCUAGUCAGCACCAUCUUCCAGGUCCUGACGACCCCUACAGACGACCUUGACCAGGUCACGGCCGUAGAGAAGAAGAUGCUACAAAGAAGUUACUAUUUAUUUCUGUCCACCAUUAUAUCUAAUGACUGUCUGGACGUCCUCAAAAACCAAGAGAUGAAUAACCUUCACAAUUUACUGGUGACCAUUGUCCAAGGGGCCGCAGACAUUCCAGACCCACAGAGUCAAAAAAUGUGUUACAACAUUAUGAGAAAGCUGAUAGAGACUUGGGGUGGAAACAAUGGGUUGGUGGGCUUUGUGGAUUUUAUGUAUAAGAGUUUCCUACCUGCCUGCUUCCUUGGUCCCAUGAAACCAACAUUUGAUUUGAAUGAUGGACAAACCUCAUUGGCACUGGGAGAAUGUGCACAUUGUCUGAAGAGUAUGGUUGAUAAAAGGGGCCAGGAGUUCUUAACUUACCUGUCCACGGAUUACCUGCCUAAACUUAAUGUACCUCCUGAAAACGUCCAGGAAUUCUGUGAAGCUUUAAAGACAGACUAUAAAACUUUUAGAACAUAUUUAAAGAAUUUUUUCAUAAAGGCAAAGUCAUGACACAGGACUGGACUUGGAAAGGGAGAUAACUUUUACCAGUGUAGAUAUUAGAUAGUGGCCAUUCACAUUGUUGAUGCAAGCUGCUUUGUACCACCAAAGAAAACUCUGAUCAUGGCUUUUCUGUGUGGCAAAUUAAAAAUAAAGGCCUAAGGAGAGAAAGAGAUUUUUGGUUGUAUGGAGUCAUUGUGUUCUUGGUUGUACUGAGGAAGCUGCAUUUCAUCAUUUUUUUUUCAUUUGCUAUUUGUUAUUUUAUAUCAUUGAAAACAUUAAAAUAUCACGAUAUUGAUACAUGUUUGUAUGUGUUUGAGAAUGAUUUUCAUAAAUUAAACUACAGUAACAAUUAAAAAUAUCCAGGUACAUGUAUUAUUGAUCGUUUGAAAGGAGGACAUGUUCAUUUAAAAAAUGGUACACUGCAAUGUUUUAAAUGUUGAAAUGUGUUUUGUUUGACAAGCUAUUGUUAUUUUUGGCAUGCUUUGAGUUUUGUUAGAGAGAGAGAAAGUGAGAGAGAAAGAGAGUGAGAGAGAGACUUGAUAGAUGGUUAGAGUGCAAUGUCGCUCAGCUUACAUUUCAAAUCCUGUAAAAAUUAUUAAGUAGUUUAAAAUGAGGUUCAUGAAUGUUCUGUAAAGCCUGUGCUUUAAGCAAGUACAGUGAUACAGAAUUUAAAAAGUACCAUUCACAAACUUUUGAUUUGAUUGGCAAAAAAAUCACACACCCCAUCAGUUACAAUGUCUUGGUUUUUUUCUUCAUUUUUUUUUUAUAAUUUUUGAAAAAUGUUCAUAAUUUUAAUUGUUUUUUAUACUUCAUUUAUUUUUUAUUUUAUUUGCAAAGAGCAAUGCAUAGAAUCCAGGAAAGAUUUCAGUCUUAUUUUCUUUUUGGCAAUAGAGAUAUUUUGGAUGAUAUACUCUUUUUUUUUUUUUUAGUUUAAAUCAUUUGUUAAUGUGUACAUGAACUGCAUGCAUUUUGUUAAAAAUA